Molecule: messenger RNA, 4514 nt
Organism: Argiope bruennichi
Lineage: Eukaryota; Metazoa; Arthropoda; Arachnida; Araneae; Araneidae
Gene: alpha-Man-IIb
Product: alpha-mannosidase 2-like
Exons: 3
Coding region: 211-3567 (1118 amino acids)
Biological process (GO): mannose metabolic process; protein deglycosylation; N-glycan processing
Cellular component (GO): Golgi membrane
Molecular function (GO): alpha-mannosidase activity; carbohydrate binding
Source: RefSeq, a predicted model, not a curated record
CGGCAGUCAGAUGUGUUUUCAACUCUGCUUCACGAAACUUCAGAUCUGCGUUGAUGUCCGCCGCAGCAACCCUGAAUUUCAGAAGCAUGCCGCAAUUUCUCAUUGUAAACUAUGCAGCAGCUGACCAUCACGACAAAGAUGCACUUUUCGAAAUGUCCUAAGUUUCAUAUUUAGCAAAAACCUAUCAUUCCCCCCCUCCAUUCAUUUACAAUGCCUAAAUUUCUCUUGGUGCGUAUCUUCCAAAAACCAAGGACCAAAUACCUGAUUUCGAUUGUUGUUUUGGUGUUCGUUUCCAUCGCAAUCCUCUACCACAGCGUCGGAAAUAAACAGAAUCCAACCCCGGCAUCGCGGCUGGAAAGCAGAGAUUCGGAAAUAUCUGUGCAACUCGUCGAGCAGAUAGAUGCAGAAGUGGAGAUCGUCAAAGUGAAAUCGCGCCAAAAUCUGCCCUGCGAUCCUUUGCCCCCGCUCAGAAAUGUCGACAUAAACACCCCCGACGUGUACCCGACCUUGAACUUCAAGCCCCCAUAUCGGAGCUAUUGGAACUACACCUUCGAAAGGAGGUACCUCAAAGUCAAGGAAAACUGGAAUAAAUUGCCUUUACAAGUGAUAAUCGUCCCCCAUUCUCACAAUGAUCCGGGAUGGCUGAAGACGUUCGAUGGCUACUUCAUAGCUUUCACGGCCCACAUACUGAAUAACAUGGCCGAUAAACUGGCCAAGUAUAAGGACAUGACUUUUGUGUGGUCAGAGAUCUCCUUUUUCUCCAGGUGGUGGAACAGUUUGAAAAAUCGUCCACAUCUUCGAGACCAAGUUCGGCAAUUCCUCCGAAAAGGGCAAUUGGAAAUCCUGACAGGCGGCUGGGUCAUGACAGACGAGGCGGCUGCUCACAUCUAUGGCAUGGUGGAUCAACUCAUCGAAGGUCACCAGUGGAUGAGAUCGAACCUCGGCAUAGCUCCACGCUCUGCCUGGUCUGUGGACUCCUUUGGGCAUUCAUCAACUGUGGCUUACAUGUUGCGCGCUGCUGGUAUGCACAACAUGGUCAUACAACGAACGCACUACGCCUGGAAAGCAUACCUUGCAGAGAAGCGUCAGCUGAAUUUUUGGUGGAGGCAAGAAUUCGAUAAUCUCUCGCCCAGCAAUCACACUGCAGAUAUCAUGUGCCAGAUGAUGCCAUUUGAUUUGUAUAGCAUUAAACAUUCUUGCGGACCUGAUCCAGAUGUUUGCUUACAAUUUGAUUUCAGGCGAAUACCGGGUGAAUACUCGGAAAGUCGGGCAUCUCCUAUCACACCUGAAAAAUUGGCUGAAAAAUCAGAACUGCUGUUGGGUCAAUACGGCAGGAUUGGCUCACUAUUUCCCCACAAUGUCGUUUUGAUUCCUUUGGGUGAUGACUUUCGCUACAAUCACGACACUGAAUGGGACCAGCAGUACGAGAAUUACGCUAAAAUCAUGGAAUACAUCAAUUCGAGAACCGACUGGAAUGCAAACGUAAGGUUUGGAACUCUUCGCGAUUAUUUUAACGCAGUUCAUAAGAGGAUGCAUUCCAUCGGAUACGAGAACAUUCCGAGCCUUACUGGGGACUUCCAUACUUAUGGAGAUAUAUAUGGAGAAGGACAUCCUUCGUAUUGGAGUGGAUAUUUCACUACACGCCCGUACUGGAAACACAUGUGUAGAGAUCUACAACAUUGGUUAAGAGGAGCUGAAAUUUUAUAUUCUUUUUCGAGGGCCUUUGUUGUUCAGAAUAACCUUCUCCAUCUUUUGCGGCGAUUAGAUCAAGAUUACGCGUAUUUGACUCUUGCCAGAGACAGCUUAGGCUUGUUUCAACAUCAUGAUGCGAUUACUGGAACAUCCAAAGAAGCAGUGACAGCUGAUUAUGGAAUGAGGCUCUUCAGAGGAAUAAAAGAAUCAAAGGGUAUCAUUGCUCAUUCGGCAUUAUAUAUGAUGGCAGAGGAAGCAAUCAAACGGUCUGUGGACCUUCGCCCAGCACACCCUUUGACUUCUUAUCUUUAUCCGGACGUCGAUCAAACACAAUAUGACAAAUUGCCGGAAAAAGUUCCUCUCAGUAUUCCAUCGCAAGGUAGGAAAGUUGUUAUCUUCAAUUCAAAGGCUCGUCGUGUCAUUGAGCCCAUCAGAUUACGGGUUGGUAGUGCCUUUGUAAGAGUUGUGGGUCCUGACGGAGAAGAAAUUCCUGUACAAGUGAACCCAGCUUGGAAUGGUUCUGUUGCAGUCUUGGGCGACGUUUUUGAGCUUCUGUUCUUAGCUGAACUUCCUCCUCUGUCUUUGAAUACUUUCACUGUAGUGCCAACUGAUCGGGCGCCACGUCCGCGAUCGCAAGUCGCCAUUACUCUGAAUGAUGCCUUCGCCAAGCAACCGCAUAGUUCCAUUUUCUCGUUUCAGAGCCCAUCAGAUGUUGAUAUAGAACUAGUAUCUCCGUUUAUUACCGCCAGGUUUUCCAAGCAGAGUGGCUUGCUUCAGAGUAUUGAGCUCAAGGAUUUCAAUGUCAUUAAUAAAGUCGCACUCGUUCUGCAAGCUUACAAAUCUGAAGAAUUCAGAAGUGGUGCUUACUUAUUCCAUCCACUCACAACUGAUCCGGUGCAAAACAUAUCUGGCCGGUUUCCCAUCAUUCGUAUUGUCAGGGGACCAAUCUGUUCUGAAGUGACUGCCGUUUACUCAAAUGUUGUUAUGGUCACUCAGAGGAUUUAUCAUAGUUCCAGUCCACUGGGCUACGGCGUCGAACUGGAAGUCGAAUCGGAUAUCGCACAACUAUUAGAUGUCAAUCUGGAAUUAUUCAUGCGCAUUAAAUCUGAUAUCAAAAGCGGUAAUACGUUUUACACUGAUGCCAAUGGCUUUCAGAUGAUUAGACGGAAAACGCUAAAUUAUCUCCCUUUAGAAGCUAACUACUAUCCAGCUACGUCAUCUGUUUUUCUCGAAGAUGAACAGUCUCGUCUUACCGCGCUGCUAUCUCAUGCACAUGGCGUGGCAAGUGUAAGUCCUGGUUGGAUGGAGUUUAUGCUGGACCGCAGACUGAGAGGUGAUGAUAGUAGGGGACUGGGCGAAGGAGUCAUGGACAACAAGCGCACCUUGGCUCAGUUUUGGUUGCUAUUGGAAGCAAUGAAAGAAAGGGGAACUGAUGAAGUUCCCACACUGUCCCUCAAUAGUCAUAUUUUGUCAUCCCUAAUUGCCAAUCCUCCCAUAGUAGUAGCCACGCAUAGUUUCGAGCAAAGGAACUUGAAGUCGAGAAUAGACUUUCUUGAAUCUUCCUUCCCUUGCAAUGUGGAACUGUUCAAUUUGAGAACAAUACCUGCUCAAGAUGACUUUGAUGUCCCUUCCAACAGCAGUUUGUUGAUUGUGCACCAUAAAGGCAUCAGUUGCAGGGUAAAAAGUUGGAAUGAGGAAUCUUGCUCUAGUCACAAAGAAAAUAAUAUAAAGCUUGAUUUUAAAACAGUGCAAUUGUCAUCAAUACACAAAACAUCCCUAACAGGGAUUGUGUCUGAAAGUAGCAUUCGAAAUAGUACUACAGUUCAACUCAGUCCCAUGGAACUGACAUCUUUUAAUGUUACAUUUCGAACUUAAUUACAUCAGUGGGUUUGGAAAAGUGUUCUUGAAAUAGAAAAUGGCUCAUGGUAUUUAUAAAAAGAUUUUUACAAAACAGGACCAAAGUUUUUGUUACUAAGUUGUAAAGGAAUAAAAAUUCGUCUAAAAUAGAUGCAUAUUCUUAAGCAUAGGAGCAAGCGUUCUCCAGCUAUUAGCUACCUGCUUUGAAAUGUCAAAUGCCCUUAUAAUCAUUUUUACUACAAGACUGGAUACUAUCAAUGUUUUAAGCAUUUUAUAGUUGUUAAUGAGAAAUCUGUUUAUUCACAUAACUAAACCUUUUUACAAGUGAUGAACUGUACUAGUUUUAAAUAUUGCCUUUUUUCAAUUCUGUGAUAGUGUCAUUUAUGCUUUUUUUUAAAGUGCAUGUAUAAAUAGAAAUUUAAGAGGCAUCUAAUGACUCAUAUCUACUGCUUUGAUAUUAAUAAUACUAAACUAUUUUAAAAGGCAAAUUUAUGUUUAAUGCAAAGAGAAUAAGAUUAUUAACAAUUUGCUUUUUAGAUAUACAGUAUGAAUUAAAAAAAAUAUUGACUUUAUAAAGAAAAUUAUUAGUUGAUUUUAUCGCUUAGCAACAUUUUGUAAUUUGUAAAUAAUGGACAAGUUUACUUAAUUUUGCAAAAAGUUAGCAAUUUUAGGAAAAAGUUUCAUAUUUUUCAGAACGAGAAUGUACGAUAGCAACUAUUUAUUUCCCCAUUAGGGACUUUUUAAGAUUUUUUUUUUUUUCGUCUGUAUCAGAUUAAACUAUUCAUGUUAUACAUGAUAACAAGGCUGUCAAAGUUUUAGAGCAUAAACAGUCACUGCUGGCCAUGUGGCAGUUUAUAUUUAUUAUGACUGAUUUGCAAACUUAAGUGUCAGAAUUAUGAAAUAUGUCAUGAUGUAAUUUAAAAAAAUGUGUUUAUUUAUAGUCGUGAAAAUAAAAUCUUUUCUAC